AAACAGUAUACGUUCACACUCAGAGCAUUGAUCUUGAUAUUCGAUAUUCGUUUCCGAACUAAAACUUUAGUAGCUUUUUAAAUACAACAAAAGAAACAGUGUAUCAUCAUGGCGAGCAAGCGAUUGGCCAGCGUGAUGUCCACCGCCAGUGUGAUGCAAUCGUCGGCAUCGAUCUCCAGCAAGGCGAAGCGGGUCAAAAAGGCAAGGCUGCCGACCUUUGACCUCUCGCUAAGCCAGAAGGUAGAUAUUAAGAAGGCCUUCGAUUUAUUCGAUACCCAGUGCACGGGGUUUAUCGAAGUGAAGGAGCUUCGCGUGGCCAUUCGCGCUCUGGGAUUCGAACCGAAAAAGGAGGAGAUCAAGCGCAUGAUGGAUGAAAUCGACAAAGAUAAGACCGGAAGGAUUGCCUUCAAUGAUUUUCUGUAUUUAAUGCGCCUGAAAAUGGCCGAGAAGGACUCUAAACAGGACAUGAUGAAGGCCUUCUCCUUUUUCGAUGACGAUCGCACAGGGAAAAUCUCCUUCGCCAAUUUGAAACGCGUGGCCAAGGAACUCGGGGAAAAUCUAACCGAUGAAGAACUUCAGGAAAUGAUCGAUGAAGCCGAUAUGGAUGGUGAUGGCGAGGUGAACAGGGAGGAGUUCCUCAACCUCAUCAAGAAGACCAAUUUAAUCUAGUCACUUUUCGUUUAAAUUUAUUUUCCACAUCUUUUGUGUUGCGGGGAAACGACGUUGUUUUUAAUCAUAUUGAUUUACACAUUUCAGGCUGACGAUUAUACAAAAGUUUCUUGAAGAAGUUUGGAUAUGCUUCGGUUCAAUAAAGCAACGCACUGCAAAUGCA
This is a messenger RNA of Drosophila ficusphila, 832 nucleotides long. RefSeq names its product caltractin. Gene Ontology annotation, biological process: mitotic cell cycle; centriole replication. Lineage: Eukaryota; Metazoa; Arthropoda; Insecta; Diptera; Drosophilidae. The transcript has a single exon. The record is from RefSeq and is a predicted model, not a curated record. The coding region runs from base 109 to 669 and encodes 186 amino acids. Gene Ontology annotation, molecular function: calcium ion binding. Gene Ontology annotation, cellular component: centriole; centrosome.